This is a messenger RNA of Lathyrus sativus (Indian pea), 246 nucleotides long. The record is from the annotation of a GenBank genome assembly. NCBI's taxonomy places the organism in Eukaryota, Viridiplantae, Streptophyta, Magnoliopsida, Fabales, Fabaceae.
AUGGAUCAAAAAGAUCAAGAUUCCGGAAAUGGCCAGCGUUAUCCUAUGAAUUGGGAUCCGCCAAAGGAAGGUUGGUUGAAAUGUAACGUGGAUGCGGCUUUUAAUAACCAUCGAGGUACUACUAAUAAAGGUUGGUGUGUGCGCGAUAACCUUGGGAGUUUCAUUAUUGAAGGGGUGGCUUGGGAUCCUAGGAUACUAACCGUUAUUAAAUCUGAAGCUUUGCCUCUAAAAGAGGCAAACCAAUGA